Messenger RNA from Puccinia graminis f. sp. tritici CRL 75-36-700-3, 345 nucleotides. RefSeq lists its product as uncharacterized. The coding region runs from base 1 to 345 and encodes 114 amino acids. The record is from RefSeq and is a predicted model, not a curated record. NCBI's taxonomy places the organism in Eukaryota, Fungi, Basidiomycota, Pucciniomycetes, Pucciniales, Pucciniaceae. The transcript is spliced from 3 exons.
AUGAAAUUUCUAGUCCUAGUGACGACUACAUUGCUGCCUUUGAUCCCUGGUGUUGUAUACGGGGUGGACUUUGACGGAUGGUGCGCCUCACAUUACGGGAACGUGGGAAAACCAUGGGCGAUUUGCGGCAAGGCAGAAUAUGUGAACGACGACCCAAAACAAGGCAUAUCACGUUGGAGUGUCCGACCGCAAGAUAAAUGCAAACUCUUGAAGGAUGACCCGACCGCCAUCCCGUUUUGCUGUGCGAAAUCAAUACACAAGAUAGUCAAUAGCCAUGUUUGGGCUCAUUCUGGCACUGCAGUGGAUCCUGUUAUGAUCAAGGAAGACUGUCACAAAUUAGCAUAG